Messenger RNA from Tuber aestivum (summer truffle), 1392 nucleotides. NCBI's taxonomy places the organism in Eukaryota, Fungi, Ascomycota, Pezizomycetes, Pezizales, Tuberaceae. The record is from the annotation of a GenBank genome assembly.
GCGAUGGCCCGCGGGGCCAGUACCAUCAAAUCCAUCUCGGCCAUUACCAACCAUCUCCCAAUGCAGAAAUUGAACAUAUAUGCAUUUGGUACUGGUAACGAUACCAAGCUGGGCCUUGGGCCAGAGGUUAAUGUAAAGGUUGUCAAGCGUCCCAGAUUGAAUGCCCAUCUCCUCCCCGAUAAGGUGGGAAUAGUUGCCAUUACAAUUGGUGGUCUGCACGGCUUAGCCUUAUUGUACGAGGGGAAGGUGUACUCUUGGGGUGCCAAUGAUCACUAUGCUCUUGGGAGAGUGAUCACGCAUACACCUCUGACCCGGAUCGUGUGUUCCGGCGAUGAUGGUGACAGCAAUGGUGACGACGAGGUGCCCUUGAAUCCAUUGGAGAGCACACCAAUGCUGAUUACAGUGUCCCCGGAGGUGACUGUGAUUCCGAGUAUUGCUGCCAGUGACAGUAUUUUGAUCGCUGUUACUGACACCGGUAGGCUUUACGGAUGGGGAACAUUUAGGGUAUGUGAUUAAUUCUUCAUUCGGGGUUAGUAUGGUUAACUUAAUUCUUAGUACGCUGACGGCAUUCUCUGAUUCAAGGAGAGGACUAGUGUAAAGGAGGUUCCAGUCCUGCUACCUACGCCCCAGAGCAUCAUUCAGGUCAGUAUAGGUACUGAUCACGUCCUUGGCCUUACCAAGGAAGGAGACAUGUACGCAUGGGGCAACGGUUAGCAAUCCUAGCUCGGAAGGCGUGUCUCUGAGAGAUGUUGCCUCACCGGGCUGACCCCUUACCAGGUGUCCCUUCCCCGGUGCCAGGUCAAGUACGUUGUGACUGGCUCAUAUCAUUCUUUCGCAAUUACCAGGGACGGCAGUGUCUGGGCAUGGGGGCUCAAUCAAUAUGGGCAAUGCGGGAUAUAUGAGCCUCAGCACACCAGGGAGGAUAGUACUGUGAUUCGCGUUUCUACCGUCGUCCAGCGUCUUGCAGGGUACGCAAUCGUUCAGAUAUCCGCCAGAGAACAUCACUCAACCGCCCUGACCGAGAGUGGUGAGCUCCUGGUCUGGGGGCGUCUUGACGGUGGACAGCUCGGUAUGGACCCUGCUGCGCUUUCAGCGGACGAUUGUGUCUGUGACGCGAGGGGCAGCCCCCGCUACCUCAGGACCCCACAUGCUGUCCCCGGUAUUAGGUUCUCCACCAUUGGUUGCGGCACGGACCACAAUAUUGCCGUCUCGAUGGAGGGAGAAGCAUACUCUUGGGGCUUCAAUGGUAGUUAUCAAACCGGCCUAGGUCCCGAUGCCAGUGACGAGAUUAUGACCCCUACAAAGAUUGAAAACACGGCUACCAGAGGUGUCCGGAUGACAUUCACCGCUGCUGGUGGUCAGUUCUCUAUUCUCGCUAGUGUUCCCCCAGAU